This is a messenger RNA of Octopus bimaculoides (California two-spot octopus), 2145 nucleotides long. Its product is annotated as negative elongation factor E. Lineage: Eukaryota; Metazoa; Mollusca; Cephalopoda; Octopoda; Octopodidae. Gene Ontology annotation, molecular function: RNA binding. The record is from RefSeq and is a predicted model, not a curated record. Gene Ontology annotation, cellular component: NELF complex. Gene Ontology annotation, biological process: negative regulation of transcription elongation by RNA polymerase II.
GGGAGGAUUUCGGAAAAUUCACAGGAUCCGAGUUAUUCCCUUGUAACUUUAAGGAAAAUGGAUAUCUUUUAAUGAAAUUGUAUAAUAUAAUAUACACACACACGUACCUUUCAAACGGCAUGCAUUACGGAUACCUUGUGUCGCAAACCCCGUAUUUUUGUUCGGAAAAAGGGUGGAGGAAGAAACCGGAUUUAUUGGAAAUGUUCUUUUUUUUCUUUUUUGUUUUGCGAUGAAUGAAUUACAGUGACCUAAUAUGCCACAAUAUUUUUUUAGAACUUUUUCUAACAUAAUUGUAAUCUACACCAUACCAUCUGAAAUGUAUGUCUGAAAAUUUUGAUUAUUGUAUUUCACAGAAAGUUAAGUGGAAACAAAGCCGAUGGGGUGCAACACUUCUGUAGUUCAUACUACUACUACAUUGUUUUUGAAAAUUCAAGGUUUUACAUUUUUUUUAAACGAUAAUAGUAAUUUCACGAGAACUCUGGGUACGAAUGAUGGAUGCAAGAUGCUGAAAACGAGAAUAUUAUACAUAAACUGAAGAUCGAAGUAAUGAGAGUAAUAAGAACGAAAUAGUUGAAAAUACUGUAAACGACAUUUACUCUUCAGUCAGUUAUUUUGUAUAACGGAAAAUAAAGUUGGUCUGGUAAGCCCACAUCCUAGCUCUAACAUGAUCAACAACAAUCCUUUAAUAAAAGAAGUACAUGAAGACAACAUGAAAAUAAUAGUGGUCAUAAAGUACGAGAUCGGUUGAUGACCAGAGAAAAAGGAAGUUGUGUUUCUUGCUAUACACUUUAUGGAUUUUCUCUGAGUGAGACACUUUUCUCACCACUUCCCUUCCCUAGAAACAGGAAGAAAAGUGGUAUAAUUAUAACCAAAAAUAACAGUAAGAGGAAAUGUAAAAACCUGAAAGUAAACAAGCCGGGCUUGAUACAGACAUUGAAGUAACUCAUGCCUCAUAGUUCCUUCCAGUCUUUAUCUCAAAUUCUGUAUAAGUCUUAAUAAUUAAAAUAUAAUAAUUUCUCAUAAAAUUAUUUUAUCAGAAAUAACUUCAAGUAAACAGACUGAGAGGACUUAACAACGGGAUGAAUAUGCUGAAUAUGCUUUGCUUUUACUGAAGAGCGCUAAAAUAACCCAUCUUCUCUCUCUCCCUGAAAGAAGAGUUAUUAUUAAACAGUGACGAUUUCUUGUUCGAAAUAAAUUUAAAAUGAUUAAUUUUCCGUCUGCACUUACUGACGAAGAAGAGUUUCUGAAACAAAAAUAUGCAAAACUUCGAAAGAAGAAAAAAGCUUUGCAGGCCAUGAGGAUUGCCAAACCAGAAAGCCAAACUGUUAACACUCCACCUGUAAAACGACCUUCAGAAUCUUCUGCUGAUGCCUUGGAACAUGCUAAAAGACUUUUAAAAUCUGGUGCAAUUAAGUUAAACAAUGAAAACAAAGACAAACAAAGUUUUAAACGUUCAAAAAACUUUGAAAAAAAGCUCAAGGAUCCUGACAAAACACCAAGUACUGUUGGCUUUCAACCAUUUUCUGCUACACAUCCUGAUAGUCAAGAGAAAGAAGAAGAAAAAGAAGUUGUAAAACCUCGACGAAAAGGACUUUCUGAAAGUUUUGUAAUGGAAGGUGGCAUGAGAGACACAAGGUAUGAUCGUGAUAGAGAAGAACGAUCGGAUAACCCAAGGAAAGGUAACACAAUAUAUGUUUAUGGUCACAAAGUUACAGAAGAAUUGCUGCGGAAGGCAUUUGAAAAUAUUGGUCCUAUUGUAAAUGUAACGAUGGAACUAGAAAGAAAUUGUGGUUUUGUUACUUUUGAAAAAGUUGAAUUUGCUGAGCAAGCUAUUGCUAUGGUAAAUGGCUGUAUGAUAUCCGAUGUUCAGUUAAAAGUAUCUAUGGCAAGGCGACAACCUUCUUUUAAUCAACCUCAGGAGCAAGCUUCAUCACAAUCACCAUCAUGGGGAACAAUAGCUGCAAGUUCCACAGUGUCACUAGCCAACUAUAAAGAAAAAAGAGGACUUGUUUCCUAUGAAGAUCUCUUCUAAAUUGAAAAAUAAAUGAAAUGUUAUUUUGAGAAAAUAAAUUUAUAGAUAUGCUGAAUCAGCAAUUAAGAAAGAAACCACAUAAAAAUUAUUGUAAAUAAAUUUAUAACAAAAUA